AUGACCUCUGAAAAAGAUCCACUUGUGAGUGAAAGAUCAGGCACUGUACGAGAAGUUGGUAAUCACGCUAUAUGGAGUUUAUCUUCCUGUAAACCAGGUUUUGGCAUAGAUCAACUUCGAGAUGAUUGUAUGGAUACAUACUGGCAAUCAGAUGGCCAGUUGCCCCACUUAGUUAAUAUUCAAUUCCAAAGAAAAACAAUGGUUUCUCAUAUUUACAUCUAUACAGAUUAUAAACUUGAUGAAAGCUAUACUCCCAGCAGAAUUUCUAUAAGAGCUGGAACACAUUUUAAUGAUUUACAAGAAAUAGAAGUUAUUGAAUUGAUAGAACCCAGUGGCUGGGAAAUGAUACCAAUAAAAGAUAUUCAUGAUAGACCAAUUAGAACUUAUAUGAUUCAAAUAGCAGUUUUAAGCAAUCACCAGAAUGGACGAGAUACACAUAUGAGGCAAAUAAAAAUACAUUCUCCUUGUGAACCUACAUCCUUUGAUAUAAACAAAUUUAGAAAUUUCUCAACUGUACAAUUUCAGCAGUAUGCAACAAUUCGA
Molecule: messenger RNA, 543 nt
Organism: Brenthis ino (lesser marbled fritillary)
Lineage: Eukaryota; Metazoa; Arthropoda; Insecta; Lepidoptera; Nymphalidae
Source: the annotation of a GenBank genome assembly